AUUGUAGAUCGAAUGUAAUUAGAAUUUAAUUAAUCGAAGUAGAAAUUUGUGUCUUUGUCUCCCUUUUUCAAGCCCUUUCCAGUUUAAAGUGCUCCACGUACCGGAGAAAUGACGGUACUGCUAGUUUUGCUGCAGCACUUCCUGAAGUACAAAAUAAUGAGGAUUGCAUUUUGAUUUUCAUCUUCAUCGAAAUAUAUGUAUUGGGAGAGGACGUAGGAAUGGAGGCCGUUUACACCCAAGGCAUCUGGAUGGCUGAAAGUCUCCAGCAGAGGACGAUGAGUCAAGAAAAAAUGUGGCUAGUUAUCACUCAUAUAGGAGAUCCAAAAGCAGCAUUCCUGCUCGUCUUUCCUUUUACAUAUUUCAUCAGCAAACGAGCUGGAGUAGCGGUGCUUUGGGUAGCAGCUAUAUCGGAGUGGUUAAACUUGGUGUUUAAAUGGAUGCUGUUUGGAGAAAGGCCAUUCUGGUGGAUAGGUGAAUCACGUCUAUUCGUCAACAAGCAACCCAAUGUUCACCAGUUUUCCUCCACCUGUGAAACCGGCCCAGGCAGUCCGUCGGGACAUGCGAUGGUGACGGCCGCAGUCUGGUGGGUCGUGGUGUCCUCACUGGGGUCAUUUCUGUACUCACGUACUCACAGCAUGGUGUUAUCAGCUGCUCCCUACCUGCUCUAUGUGGUGAUGCUGGUGGCAGUCGGAAUCUCCAGGAUCUUUAUCCUCGCCCACUUCCCCCAUCAGGUCAUUGCUGGCUCCAUUACAGGUUUCAUUCUGGGGAUUGUUCUGAGCGGCAGAGUACCAGAAGGUCGCCCCCUGCUGUUCUUCUUUAGCUUUAGCAUCUGUCUGCUGCUCAGUACUCUGAUGCUGCAUGCUGGACUUCAGCAGCUGGGAGUCGACCUCUCCUGGUCUAUUGCGUUGGCUAAGAAAUGGUGCAGCCGUGCUGAGUGGAUUCGUUUGGAUACAGCCCCAUUCUCCUCUCUGACUCGAGACUGCGGGGCCCUUCUGGGUUUGGGGCUGGCCCAGUACUGGAAGCCUGGUGGAUGGUCUCUGCCUUGGGCUCCACGGGCUUUGUCUCUGGCCAUUUCAUCCAUGGGACUGUACCACGUCAAUCGUCUGCCGCUCCCGGUCCGACCACAAGGCCUCUUCUAUGGCCUAUUCUUUGUCAAAUUUGUCAUAGUGCCCCAGAUUGUCAUGGUGCUUGUGCCUGGACUGGUUUACCUUUUCACACACAAAAAGAAGAAGGACUAGAAACCAUUUUCUCUCCAUGUUGGAGGUGUGAAAGACACCUCUAAGGACGAUAGCUUCCUCCUCAGUUUCUGUAAACACUUUUAAUGUCUAUUUAAUGUAUUUCAUGGGUAGUCUUGUGUGUAAAGGGUAUAGUUCAUGUUGUUCAGUCCAUGUAGAUUUUUGUUCUCUAACAAUUCAACAAUUUUUUUUCUGAUGAGAGUACAUGGGCCAUAAAUGUGGGGAAUGUAUCAGAUUUUUAAUUUACUGCACAUUUGCAGUAAAUGCAUAUACCAUAAUAGUAAUAAGUGUUGUUAAUACUGCAGUGUUUUUGCCAAAUAGCUUGUAGCUGAAUGAAGGUCUGAGGACCGAAACAUUGUUCUUAAAGUGAAUACAAGUGAUUGACGGUGUGCAGAAUUCUUUGUUUUUUUCACAGUGGAGAGUUUUUGAUCCUACGCACCUAUCAUUAAGACUUUCUGGUGUGCAAGAAAUUUACUUUUGUUUAACGUAACGCAAGAAAGGUCAAAAGAGCACUGCACUGAUUUAGCAUUACACUCCUGUAACAUUGUCGGACUCACAAUGAACAGUAAGAAAAAGGAUCAAAAUUGCUGCAGCAGAACAAGAGAUAUAGUCUUUUCUAUUUCACACAUUCUUCUUCCUUGUCAAAACCUGGCACCUACAUUACCCACAAUGCAACAGAACCACCAACAGUUCAGUUCAGAGUGUGUUAUGCUAGUAGCGGCUAAUGUACUGUAGCCUCGAUGCGCUAGCCUCAAGCAGAGAUGAGGAGCGGGCUACAGAGGUCUCCACACCCCCAGAUUUUUUUAAUUUUCAAACUUGUAGUUUUCAGCCCCAACCAACGCUGGCUCUAAUGAUGUCACUUGAGGCAAUUUAUCAGACUUUACGCAGCUCCCUCCGUAGCCACAAAAGGCUGUAUACAACUUUUUGCAUUUAUGUAGAGUAUUAUCCAAGACCUGUAAACAGACUUUGUGUGAAAUGGGUGGAGUUCCCCUUUAAAUGUGCAUAACAUAAGCAUACUGUGUGAAAUUCAACAAUUAAAAAAUAAAAAAGCACCAUCUUUUGGUCAAACUGGUGCUCAUACUUGGGUUAAAAGGUCAGCAGAUGUAUGUCAAUGUAAGUUACAUGGGCACUUAAUAUAAUGAAAUCCAAUGCAACACCAUUUAUUUAAACAUUAAUAGCUUUGCAAAUGUGGUAUUUUUGGGAGUUGUAUUAGAUUGCAUCAUAUUGUACAGACGUUUGUUACUGUCAACACACUGGUGUUAUAAGUUUUGUGGACCAAAAUCAUCCAAAAUAUGAAAAUUACAUGUGUAUGUUAUAUUCACAUAAUCAGUAAAAUAAAUGACUGACAUGCA
Messenger RNA from Siniperca chuatsi (mandarin fish), 2587 nucleotides. It is a transcript of the gene g6pc3, whose product is annotated as glucose-6-phosphatase catalytic subunit 3. NCBI's taxonomy places the organism in Eukaryota, Metazoa, Chordata, Actinopteri, Centrarchiformes, Sinipercidae. Gene Ontology annotation, biological process: gluconeogenesis; glucose 6-phosphate metabolic process. Gene Ontology annotation, cellular component: membrane. Gene Ontology annotation, molecular function: glucose-6-phosphatase activity. The transcript has 6 exons. The coding region runs from base 219 to 1238 and encodes 339 amino acids. The record is from RefSeq and is a predicted model, not a curated record.